AUGUCUCAUAGUGAAUGUGGGUUCAUGAGAAAAUUGGAAUGGGGCGAAUACAGAAAUGUACGAGAUAGAAUUCCCAAGUAUUGGUACUUAGGACCACUAAAGUCCAAAUUUGCAUAUGUUUUUGCAACUGUUCAGGAAUGGCCACCUGUAUUUAAAGCUCAUCUUGCAUAUCGUCCACCUGUAGAUGUUCCUGAAGAACCAGAGGUUAAUCAACAGCAGUAUAGUUUCUUUAGUCGCUUGUUCUCUUGGAUUUGGAGAACAGAGCAAAAAGAACCAGAAAUUGAAGAAGUUGAGGAGAUUCCUUGGAAAGAGGUUGAUGUAUCAAUGCUUGAGUUCUCUGCUGAAACACAUAAUGAUAAUGUAGAAAAUGCUUUAAAGGUAAAAAAAAACGUGAACAAACAUAAACAUAAUAUGAAGACAGGGGUCCAAAGUCGGAAGAAGUCAUUUCUGGGAGAUCUGGGGGGAUGGGUUCAUUUCCGGAAUCUUUUGACCCCUGUGAAAUAA
Messenger RNA from Anneissia japonica, 504 nucleotides. RefSeq names its product acylglycerol kinase, mitochondrial-like. The transcript has 5 exons. The coding region runs from base 1 to 504 and encodes 167 amino acids. The record is from RefSeq and is a predicted model, not a curated record. Lineage: Eukaryota; Metazoa; Echinodermata; Crinoidea; Comatulida; Comatulidae.